AUGGUAUUAUUUGCUUGUCUGUUCUUCUCUCUUUCUCUCUCUUUUUGUCUCCCUCUCUAUCUAUCUAUCUAUCUAUCUAUCUAUCUAUCUAUCUAUCUAUCUAUCUAUCUAUCUAUCUAUCUAUCUAUCUCAUUCUUCUGUUCAUUUCUCUCUCUCCAUCUAUCUAUCUAUCUAUCUAUCUAUCUAUCUAUCUAUCUACUAAUGCAUAUAAUUUUACGAACCAACUUACUGUUACAACAUCAAUAUAUCUUAGUUUGCUCAUUUCUAUCUAUCUAUCUAUCUAUCUAUGUAUCUAUCUAUCUAUCUAUCCCAGUUUGUUCAUAUAAAUCUCUCUCUGUUCAUAUCUAUCUAUCUAUCUAUCUAUCUAUCUAUCUAUCUAUCUAUCUAUCCGAAACAACCUACUGCUACAAUAGUAACAUAAUCCUAGUCUUUUCAUUUCUCUCUCUGUUUGUGUAUCUAUAUAUCUAUCUAUCUACUAAUGCAUAUAAUUUUACGAAACAACCUUCUGAUGCAAUACCAAUAUAUCUAAAUCUGUUUAUUCUCCCUCUCUCUCUCUCUCUCUCUCUCUCUCUCUCUCUAUCUAUCUAUCUACUAAUGCACUCUUUUAUUCUCCCUCCCCUCUCUCUCCAUCUCUCUCUCUCUAUCUAUCUAUCUAUCUAUCUGGUCUCACCUCGGUGA
Acanthosepion pharaonis is the source of this 678-nucleotide messenger RNA. The record is from the annotation of a GenBank genome assembly. NCBI's taxonomy places the organism in Eukaryota, Metazoa, Mollusca, Cephalopoda, Sepiida, Sepiidae.